UGACUCUGCUAUUUCCUGUUUCUGUCUUUCUGAUAUUGCCGUUGUUGGGAUUGUGUUGUGUGGUUGUUGUUUGGAUUUGAAGCCAAGCUAGUAGAUUGUUAAGCCAAGCGAUCUUUCUUUUCAAACACUUUAAUGUAUGAGCUUGCUGAGAAAUUCUUCUUCUUCCAUAGACUGGAGGGAGGCAUUAUCCCCCUUUUUUUUCAUCUUCUUGGUAUGAAGUUCCUAGGAUUGUUCUUGUGAUUCUGCUGCAAGCACAAGAUAGUUUUAACAAUUGCGCAAUGUUUGAAUUCGCAGGUAAAACGAUUGGAUGAGAUAGUGGGUUGUAGGCUCCUGGAUUUUACUCAUGGAGAAGAGGAAAUGGUUGUGGAAGAAAAAGCCCUCAGAAAGGGGUGGAGAGAGUGAGAGUUCGGGUUCAAUAUCAUCUCAUUCAGAGAGGUUUUCAGAUGACCAGUUCAAGUAGGAUUGAUGCAAUAGGCUCUCUUUGCAAAAUUGUGGAACUCUGAAUGGUUUCCAGAGGAAAUGAUGUGAUCGAUUACAAGGAAGCACUGAAGGCUUCUCCUAAGGAUGACGGUCAAUCUCCUGAAAUCAUCUCCAAAAUUGCAGAUGGGGGUGAUGAAGAAGUUAAUGAAAGCAUAAAAUGUUUAACAGAGAAGUUAUCAGCAGCCCUUGUGAACGUGAGUCAGAAAGAUGACUUGGUUAAACAACACUCCAAAGUUGGUGAAGAAGCUGUUGCAGGCUGGGAAAAGGCUGAGAAAGAAUUACUGGUUGUCCAGAAACAGCUUGAAGCAGCAACACAAACAAAAUCUCAGCUUGAAGAUCGAGUAAGCCAUCUCGACAGGGCCCUCAAGGAGUGCGUUAGGCAGCUAAGACAGGCACGUGAUGAGCAGGAAGAAAAAAUACGCGAGGCAGUGGCAAGCAAAGCAAAAGAAUGGGAAACAAUUAAGUCUGAGUUAGAGAAUCAGCUUUUUCAGCUAAAGAUAGAUGUAGGGUCUGCUACUGCUUCAAAACCAGAGUCACCACCUCAAGUCAACCCUGAUCUCUAUCACAGGCUUGAAUAUUUAGAAAAAGAGAAUGAAACACUAAGGCUUGAGCUUCUGUCUCAAUCUGAAGAACUAGAGGUUAGAACAAUCGAAAGGGAGUUGAGUACUCAAGCUGCUGAAAUGGCCAGCAAACAACAUUUGGAGAGCAUAAAGAAAGUGGCCAAGCUUGAAGCUGAGUGCCGAAGACUGAAACCCUUAGUUUCUAGAUCAUCCUCCUCACUUAAUGAUCAUCACAAAACAUCAGCCACUUCCUCAGUUUAUCUUGAGUCCCUCACGGAUAGCCAUUCGGAUAGGGGGGACGGGCUCAAUGGAUUGAUCUCUGAACUCGAUCAGUUUAAGAAUGAGAAGACUGUUGGUAACAGGAAUCUGCUGCCGGUGGUAGCAUCAGCUGUUAAAAUCAAUCUCAUGGAUGAUUUCCUCGAUAUGGAAAGGCUAGCUGCGUUGCCUGAGAAUGCAAUGGAAAUUAAUAAUCACGUUGAAUCAGCUGUGAAACAGUCGACUGAUCAUGCAGAAAGCUUGUUGAGAGAUGAGCUAAAGAUUGCCGUUCGCCAGGCAGCUGAAUUGGAAGCCAAGCUGAAUGAUCUGCAACAAGUGAAAGAUGAACUAGAGCAAGGUUUGGUGAGCAUGAGAGCAGAGAAAGCUAAAUUGGAAGAAAGUCUGGAGAGAAUCGUUCAAGAGAAAGCCCAAGUUGAAAGUAACUUGGAAGAAAUAGAGUCAGAAAAAGCAGAGAUGGAAACUGCUUUAACUACAAGUCUAGACAAGAAUAAAGCAUCAGCGAGCCGAUUGCGGGAAGUCCAACUCAAGUUAGAGGAAGUCCAAAGCCAGUUGUCAUUUGCAAAAGAAUCGAAGCAAGAGGUCGAAUCUCAUCUUUGGAGCUUGGAAGCAGAAUAUCGUACCUUGUCAGCUCAGGUUUCCACCUUGGAAUCCGAGCUUGAGAAGGAAAGGGCUAUGUCUGCAGAGUUAAGUAUCAAGUAUCAGUACCUGGAAGAAGAGCUUUCCAUGAAGAAAGAGGAGUUCGAGCACCAGCAGCAAUCAAUAAACAUGAACAAUGCACCAAAGAUAAAACAGGAGGACCUAGCUUUAGCAGCGGGCAAGCUUGCAGAUUGCCAAAAGACAAUAUUGUCUCUGGGGCAGCAACUCAAAUCUCUAGCAACACUUGAAGACUUCCUGAUAGAUGCCAGCAACAUCCCCGAAAUCUCUGUGCAUAGUAGCUCUGAUAAGAACCGAAAUGGGUUUGCCAAGUUUUUCUCCAGGAGCAAGAAUGGAAUUCAGCUGGAACUUUAGUGUGCAGGGAAAAAAAGAGGUGUACUGAGAUUUGAUUAUAUGAUCGUGUUCAAUCACAAGCAAAAGAUAGCAAAAGCAAAGAUGGGGUGAGAGAGGCUCGAACUCUCGACCUCAGGAUUACUAUUAAGCUAUGAGACCUACGCGCUAACCAACUGCGCCACCACCCCUUUCAUGAUUGACAAUAUAGAUUAUUAUAAUCGUUCCUAGCCAUGCCCAGCACCUACCCUCUUGUACCACUAAGAAAUAAGAAUAUGUCUAUGAUACGUGUUCUCUAGCAUUAUCAAUUUGUUUCACAUCUCGUCCCUAAUACUUUUUCUGUUGCUUAGUGGUCACUUGAUUUAAACAUGC
Messenger RNA from Linum tenue, 2672 nucleotides. The record is from the annotation of a GenBank genome assembly. NCBI's taxonomy places the organism in Eukaryota, Viridiplantae, Streptophyta, Magnoliopsida, Malpighiales, Linaceae.